Oncorhynchus gorbuscha (pink salmon) is the source of this 3611-nucleotide messenger RNA. Its product is annotated as mucin-5AC-like. The record is from RefSeq and is a predicted model, not a curated record. The transcript has 5 exons. The coding region runs from base 121 to 3168 and encodes 1015 amino acids. NCBI's taxonomy places the organism in Eukaryota, Metazoa, Chordata, Actinopteri, Salmoniformes, Salmonidae.
GGGAUGCCAGCUGACAGAGAAAACAUUAUUAAAGAGAAACUCAGUUGAUGAGGAGCUCACAGAAGCCUGAACACCGAGGAAGACAAGCAGCAACCAUUUUUAGGGAAUACCAAAACAGCAAUGGAACUUGGGGUGUUUCUCAUCAUGAUUUUCUCAGUAAUAGGCAGCCUGUGCUCUGUAACAAGCACAACCACAGAUCCUAAUAUGACAACCACAACUGAGGCUCCUACUACAGCAACAACUGCCGCUCCUACUACAACAACCACAGAUCCUUCUACAACCACAACUGUAGCUCCUACUCCAACAACCACACUUCCUGCUAUGACAACUACAACCACAGCUCCUACUACAACAACUGCAGCUCCCAGUACAACAACAACUGCAGCUCCUAGUACAACAACCACUGCAACUCCUAGUACAACAACAACUGAAGCUCCUAGUACAACAACCACUGCAACUCCUACUACGACAACCACUGCAGCUCCGACUACGACAACUGCAGCUCCUACUACGACAAUAACUGCAGUCCCUAGUGUAGCAACAUCUGCAGUCCCUAGUGUAGCAACAUCUGCAGCUCCUAGUACAACAACCACUGCAGAUCCUACUACGACAACAACCGCAGCUCCUACUACGACAACCACUGCAGCUCCUACUACGACAAUAACUGCAGUUCCUAGUGUAGCAACAUCUGCAGCUCCUAGUAUAACAACAACCGCAGCUCCUACUACGACAACAACUGUAGCUCCUAGUACAACUACUACAGCUCCUAGUACAACUACUACAGCUCCUAGUACAACAACCACUGCAGCUCCUACUACGACAACAACUGCAGCUCCUACUACGACAACCACUGCAACUCCUACUACGACAACCACUGCAGCUCCGACUACGACAACUGCAGCUCCUACUACGACAACAACUGUAGCUCCUAGUACAACAACUGCAGCUCCUAGUACAACAACAACUGUAGCUCCUACUACGACAAUAACUGCAGUUCCUAGUGUAGCAACAUCUGCAGCUCCUAGUACAACAACCACUGCAGCUCCUACUACGACAACAACCGCAGCUCCUAGUACAACAACUGCAGCUCCUAGUACAACAACGACUGUAGCUCCUACUACGACAAUAACUGCAGUUCCUAGUGUAGCAACAUCUGCAGUUCCUAGUGUAGCAACAUCUGCAGCUCCUAGUACAACAACCACUGCAGCUCCUACUACGACAACAACCGCAGCUCCUACUACGACAAUAACUGCAGUUCCUAGUGCAGCAACAUCUGCAGUUCCUAGUGUAGCAACAUCUGCAGCUCCUAGUACAACAACCACUGCAGCUCCUACUACGACAACAACCGCAGCUCCUACUACGACAAUAACUACAGUUCCUAGUGCAGCAACAUCUGCAGUUCCUAGUGUAGCAACAUCUGCAGCUCCUAGUACAACAACCACUGCAGCUCCUACUACGACAAUAACUGCAGUUCCUAGUGUAGUAACAUCUGCAGCUCCUAGUAUAACAACAACCGCAGCUCCUACUACGACAACAACUGUAGCUCCUAGUACAACUACUACAGCUCCUAGUACAACUACUACAGCUCCUAGUACAACAACCACUGCAGCUCCUAGUACAACAACCACUGCAGCUCCUACUACGACAACAACUGCAGCUCCUACUACGACAACAACUGCAGCUCCUAGUACAACAACCACUGCAACUCCUACUACGACAACCACUGCAGCUCCGACUACGACAACAACUGUAGCUCCUAGUACAACAACCACUGCAGCUCCUACUACGACAACAACCGCAGCUCCUACUACGACAACAACUGUAGCUCCUACUACAACAACAACUGUAGCUCCUACUACGACAAUAACUGCAGCUCCUAGUACAACAACCACUGCAACUCCUACUACGACAACCACUGCAGCUCCUACUACGACAACAACUGUUGCUCCUAGUACAACAACCACUGCAGCUCCUACUACGACAACAACCGCAGCUCCUACUACGACAACAACCGCAGCUCCUACUACGACAACAACUGUAGCUCCUACUACAACAACAACUGUAGCUCCUAGUACAACAACCACUGCAGCUCCUACUACGACAACAACCGCAGCUCCUACUACGACAACAACUGUAGCUCCUACUACAACAACAACUGUAGCUCCUACUACGACAAUAACUGCAGUUCCUAGUGUAGCAACAUCUGCAGCUCCUAGUAUAACAACAACCGCAGCUCCUACUACGACAACAACUGUAGCUCCUACUACAACAACAACUGUAGCUCCUACUACGACAAUAACUGCAGCUCCUAGUACAACAACCACUGCAACUCCUACUACGACAACCACUGCAGCUCCUACUACGACAACAACUGUAGCUCCUAGUACAACAACCACUGCAGAUCCUACUACGACAACAACCGCAGCUCCUACUACGACAACAACUGUAGCUCCUACUACAACAACAACUGUAGCUCCUACUACGACAAUAACUGCAGUUCCUAGUGUAGCAACAUCUGCAGCUCCUAGUAUAACAACAACCGCAGCUCCUACUACGACAACAACUGUAGCUCCUAGUACAACUACUACAGCUCCUAGUACAACUACUACAGCUCCUAGUACAACAACCACUGCAGCUCCUAGUACAACAACCACUGCAGCUCCUACUACGGCAACAACUGCAGCUCCUACUACGACAACAACUGCAGCUCCUAGUACAACAACUGCAGCUCCUAGUACAACAACAACUGCAGCUCCUACUACGACAAUAACUGCAGCUCCUAGUAUAACAACCACUGCAGCUCCUAGUACAACUACUACAGCUCCUAGUACAACUACUACAGCUCCUAAUACAACAACUACAGCUCCUAAUACAACAACUACAGCUCCUAAUACAACAACUACAGCUCCUAAUACAACAACAAUACAUUUAGCUAAUUUCACAACCACUACUAAGCUACCAAAAACUACACAAAUGAGCACUACAACUACAUCUGCCGGACAGUCAACCACAAAUAGUGGGUUUAGUUAUAGGUUUGUACUGAGGGUGAAAUUUUCCAUGACGACAGUCCAAACCGAAUCUGAGAUCUUGAAUCAGCUUCAUGAGUAUCUGAUCAGACAAGGGCUGCCAUUGGACUCUACACUGCGAUUGACAUUCAUUCAGAGCUAGUUGACGGGGUGAAGAGGAGAAGGACACCGGAGAGAAAACACAGACAGAACAGAAUGCAAAACUGAUCACUGAGAUAUUUUACACACAUAAUUUACAAUGGAUUAUUUUACAGAUUACACUCUUACCCCUUGACCUACGGUAACUGGACCUAAUGUACUAGUAACUAAAUACCUACCGUACCUUCAGAAAGUUCCCUUGACUUUUCCCCCAUUUUGUUGUGUUACAAAGUGAGAAGAAAAAAUCUAACAUUUGUAGAAAAUAUAUACAUGAUCAAUAAAACAGUAAUAUAUCUUGAUUAGAUAAGUUUUCAUCCUCCUGAGUUAACAUGUUACAGCUUUGUUGCAUUUGGUGCAUUUCUUAGAUCAAAAGUGCAAUUUUUUGAUACUACUUGUACAAAUUCCACAUCAUCUAGUCACUUGUGCACAUCAUUAAAGCAUUUUCUU